UCAACUGUUUACGCGGGAGAGAUCAGCAGGCAGGUCAAUCUAACCUCGAAUACGUGCCUGAUCGAACGCGGUACGUGUUCGUCUAAAUUUUGUAUUUUCGAUAACAUGGAGCUCUUCGAGGAUCCUAUUUUUAAAACUAGAUACUUGAAGAAUAAGCUGCGUGUGAAACAAUGGGAGAGCGAUUUUAUGGAAAAAUACGGACGCAAACCUAACAAGAACGAUAUAAAAGUAGCAGAUGUAUCUAUCAAGGAGGCGUACAAGAUGUAUUGGAAACUGAAAACACGGGCGCUCGAAGAAACUCUUACGGACAUUACUUUCUGCGAUGAUAUGCAAGACAAUAUCACGAAUAAAUCACCUCGAAAGCUGGGAACCAAUCAGAAGAAUCUGAGCCCAGAAAAAGCCGCAAAAGACACAGAGAACAUAGAUCCUCACAAUAGCAAAUGUUCGACAGAAAUUGAAGGUUCCUUCAACCAGGUAAAUUCAAUGAACAUUGAAGGAGCCUGGGGCAGCCAUCUGAGCAAGAAUAAAGAACAGGCGUCAAAGAAGAAGCCAGCCCUGCUGAUUGGUAGAUCCUCCUCCUUCCAACUAUCCAGGAACAAGUUUGAGAGUUCGACGUUUACUAAGCGAAACCCGAGAAAAUCGUUGUCAUCGGCCAAAAUAAGGAACAAAUCCGAGAAUAGUAUCCUAAGCAGGUCGAGCGUCGACCGGUUGGAUGCAGACAGCAAGGAUGGCUUUGAUGUGGUGGGUGAUGAGACAAAGCCUAUAUUUGGCGAAUCAAUGAAGGUGACAUUUGAGAAAAACAAGCCCGUCGUGCCACACUCCAUUAAUGCUGUCCAACAACUGGCCGACGGCCAUGUAACUAGCGUAAGCCGUAAUUUGAAUCCAGGCUGGCUGGAUCGAUGCGCGAGAGACAGUAAUUUGGAAGUGAUGACGAUCAACCCUCAGAGGCUGUCGGGCACUAGUGAUUCUGGAAUAGAGUCCAUGGAAUCUAGCAUUUAUUCUCCGAAGGACUUGGCGCCCACUGUGCAUUCCGCCUCGUCGCUCCAGGUCUCUCUUUCUGAUGAGGAAGAUUUCAUAUGUAAUAGUGAGUCUGAGGAAGAGCACAAGAAUAAUAAACGCAUCAGAAACUUCAAAAAACGACUGAGCGAUGAAGACGGUCGUCCCGCAAAACGACGAUGUAUUCGUAUCGAUUCCGAUUCUACAAUCACUGGAUCUAAUGACAUCAAUAGCGAUACAUUUAAGCUGACUUCCUAUGCCGAUAGGAGUUUUAAUUUAUUGCAUAGAGAUAAGUGUAGUAAAAACGAAAUUGACAAUGAUAAUGACAAAUGUAAAUUGACUAAUGAUGUUGAUACAAGCACGAAUAUAGUAAACGAAUCAAUUAAGACUAAAAAAGAUACAAUUACUUUAGGUUCUUAUAUUGAAUCAAUUGAUGAUAAUGAAAAAAAAUCCAACGCAAGAAGGAAAUCUUCCAGAAAAAAAUCAAACUUAGAGGAAGACAAAGAACAAAGUUCAGACUCGGAAAAAAAGAAGAUUCCGAUAUACGGCGUAGAAGCGUUGCAAACGGUUCCUCGCUUUGAGAUCAAACCAACUGGAACUGGCAAUCUCGUCGCGCAGUUUUCCGAAUCUAUUUGCAUCAACGCGGAGAAGGAUGGCCCGAUAUCCUCAACAGCAAGCACGAAAUUAUCCGCAAAGGAGAAGCUGGAGAAGAAAAUGGCUGCCGGGACGAUGAACGAUAAUUUCGUCAGGAUAAAUUUGAAGAAAAAAGUAUUUGUGCGCGGUAAGAAGAGCUUUAAUUUGGCCAAACAUAAGAGGAAUCAGUGGAAACAGAGGAAGAAGGAGUUGGCAUCUAGUGAGAGCAAUCUGGACGCGGCCGACUUGAUUGAUAAAAAUGGCACGACGUGCUUCAAAUGUGGCGAGUCCGGGCAUUUUGCUAGGAACUGUCCAGCUUCCAGGGGCGACGAUCUUAUACCUUUGGAAGAAGUCGACGACUCGUCGAACUUUCCGACUCUGGAGGAAGCCGAAAAGAUGGCGAAUGAGAAUGCCAUUGUCGCUCACAGUCACAAAAUUGAGCGACUUCCCGAGAGACCAUCCUAUUCUACCACGAAGACUUUGCAGGACGAAGAAGACAUGACGAAAUUACUCAGCGAUGACUUUGCGGAUUUCGAUGAGAAGAGUGAUGAUACAUUAACUGUAGGGCACAAAGUGCCACAGGAAUUGGUGUCCAGAUUAUUGCUGCCUCAAAUGGAAGCGAUUGAUCCGUUGUACGCUGCGAAUGAAGAUGGUAGUCUAAUCGAAACUCCCAUGGAAAUCUUCGAGGCGUUACGCAUGUUUGGUCACGAAAGCUUCAGAGCUGGCCAAGAAAAGGCAGUGAUGAGAAUCCUGUCUGGCCAAUCUACCCUGGUGACGCUAUCGACUGGCUCUGGGAAGUCUCUGUGUUAUCAAUUACCGGCGUAUUUGUACGCUCGACGUUCUGGUUGUAUCACUCUAGUAAUUUCGCCUUUAGUGUCCCUGAUGGACGACCAAGUGACGGGCGUACCUCAGUUUCUGUCUGCUGCAUGCCUGCAUACUAGCCAGACGCCGAAAGUAAGGGAACAAGUGAUGCAAUCGGUGAAAGAUGGCAAAGUAAAUAUCCUCCUAGUAUCACCAGAAGCGGUAGUAGCCGGCGAGAAAUCCACCGGUUUCGGCGCUCUCCUCAGGCAGCUACCGCCAAUCGCGUUUGCCUGCAUUGAUGAGGCCCACUGCAUCUCUCAGUGGUCGCACAACUUCCGACCUUCUUAUCUAAUGGUUUGCCGGGUGUUCAAGGAAAAAUUAAAGGUGAAAACGGUGUUGGGACUCACGGCGACUGCUACAAAAGCGACAGCGGAAAGUAUAAUAAGGCAUCUAGACAUACACGACGGUAUGGCUGGCGUCAUAUCAGACAUGCCCUUGCCAAGGAAUCUCGUCCUAACGGUAUCCAAGGACGAGUACAAGGACCAAGCUCUGAUCGCGUUGUUAAAAAGCGAGAGGUUCCGCGAAUGUGAUUCUGUAAUAGUUUACUGCAUCCGUAGGGAGGAGUGUGCAAGAAUCGCAGGAUUGUUAAGAGUAUCGCUGCAGGAUCCGCGGAAUCCUGAGAAACCGAACGUGAAGAUAUCCACAAUAGCUGAGGCCUACCAUGCCGGUAUGACGCCUCACAGGCGCAAAAUUGUGCAAAAGGAAUUUAUGAACGGGAAAAUUAAAAUUGUGGUUGCCACUAUCGCAUUCGGGAUGGGCAUCAAUAAGCCGGACAUCCGAGCCGUUAUUCAUUACAAUAUGCCUGGCACCUUCGAAGGAUAUGUACAAGAGGUCGGCCGUGCUGGAAGAGACAAUAUCGCAGCACAUUGUCAUUUGUUCUUGAAUCCUACGCAAGACAGCGAUAAAUGGGAGUUGCGUAGACACAUACACGCGAAUAGUGUCGACAGGCAUACGAUUAGACAUUUACUUCAAAGAAUUUUUAUUCCUUGUUCUUGUGCAAAAAUCAACGAGAAAAGUUCCGGCCAAAGAUGUCCCGGUCACGAAGUUGCUCUUCCGAUUGACGAAACUGUUCAAGCCCUUGACAUCACGCAGGAAACGAUUUCGACAUUGUUGUGCUAUCUCGAACUACACCCAAAAAAAUUCGUUACCGUGCUAUCAUCCGUGUACAUUCGAGCGCGGGUUUCAAGUUACAAAGGACCACAAGCUCUCAAACAAGCCGCACAAUCUUCUCCACCGCUCGCGAUGGCAAUAGCACUGGACACGAAAAACGGUAUUUCACAUGAAAAGAGUAAUAUCAUAGAAUUUCCGGUGAUUGACGUUGCAUCAGCUAUCGGAUGGGACAGCGGCGUAGUAAAAAGUCAUCUUAAGAGUUUAGAAUGGAAGACAGGAGCUGAUGGGAGGAUGAAACGUUCGGCUAUAUCUGUAAAAUACGAUAAACUCGGUUUACGAGUGAAAGCACCGGGCGAUCUCACAGACGUCGAACUAGAUGAGGCACUCGAUGCAUUGAUCGCACGCACUCAAACUCAGGAAUCUUCGUGUUUGCAGCAACUCGAGCUUAUAUCCUCUGCGCUCGAUAAAAUCAGUGUGUCGUCAAUCAAACAUUGCUCGGUCUUGGACGAUGAUAUUACGAAGAGAUCGGAGGAGCUCAAAGACACUAUCAGAGAAUACUUCCAAUCGGAUUCUUUAAAUAAUCACGAUAUCAAUUUUCAAAACAAACUGAUGAACGAGCAACAGAUUGCAAAUGAUGUCCGCAGUUUGAUAACACGUUAUAGGGAUACCAAGUUCACAGGUCGUGCCGUAGCUCGUAUCUUUCACGGAAUACAAAGUCCGAAUUAUUCUGCACUGAUUUGGCACAGAUGCCGUUUUUGGAGACUUCAUGUCGCUACAGAUUUUAACGCAAUUUGCAAAAUCGCGGCCAGAGAAAUUCUAGCGUUACGAUAAUGGAAUCAAUUGAAUUAACACAUUUAAUCCGAUCUUAUUAGUCGAACGCUCAGUUUUAAAUCAGAAUAAAUUUUCAUAAUCGAAAUAAAUCAGCGGACGCAAAGGUGUAUUUUAUCUAUGCUAUCGAACAUGUGUGAGUAAAGAUACAUAUAACCGAAUUUAUUUCAAUAUAUAUUGUAAGAGGCAAAAGUUAAUAUAAUUCUCCGUUUAGGAUUGUAAUUUGGUCUGGUUGCAGGAAGAAAGCAGAAGCUUUACAUAAUCAUUUAUUUUAUAUUUGUAAAUCCUGACUAAAAAAAUUUUAAUGAAAACUUUUUUACAAGACUGUAAUACAAAAAGGAACAAUAUAAAAUUGUUUUUUUUCAUA
Temnothorax curvispinosus is the source of this 4795-nucleotide messenger RNA. It is a transcript of the gene RecQ4, whose product is annotated as ATP-dependent DNA helicase Q4. The coding region runs from base 106 to 4431 and encodes 1441 amino acids. Gene Ontology annotation, cellular component: chromosome; nucleus; cytoplasm. Lineage: Eukaryota; Metazoa; Arthropoda; Insecta; Hymenoptera; Formicidae. Gene Ontology annotation, molecular function: ATP binding; nucleic acid binding; zinc ion binding. Gene Ontology annotation, biological process: double-strand break repair via homologous recombination. The record is from RefSeq and is a predicted model, not a curated record. The transcript is spliced from 7 exons.